Molecule: messenger RNA, 1449 nt
Organism: Rotaria sp. Silwood1
Lineage: Eukaryota; Metazoa; Rotifera; Eurotatoria; Philodinida; Philodinidae
Source: the annotation of a GenBank genome assembly
AUGCAAUCAAAUGAUUUUCUUCGUUCAUCAACAACUCCAUUCAUAGAAUCUCCUCAUUUAUUUACUAAUAAUUUACAAUCUCAACUUAGUAUGCUCUAUGCACUUACACAACAACAAAUAUCAUCAUCAUCAUCAUCAUUAUUAUCUCCUUCUGAUUCAAAAAUAAAACGUGUGAAAAAAUCAAUGCCAUUACCAAAUGAACCCCCAACUCAAGUACCAUUAAUAUCUGCAACAGAUUCGUCAUGUUUAAAUUCAACAAAUGAUCGUGAUAUUGUAAAAGUUGUAACAACAGCUGGACCACAAUGUGUUGAUAAAGAAUUUCUUAAUCAAUUAUUAACACGAAAAAAUUUCAUACCAGCACGAAAACGUCGUGAUUUUAUACCAAAUGAAAUGAAAGAUGAUCAUUAUUGGGAAAGAAGACGAAAAAAUAAUUUAGCUGCAAAACGUUCACGAGAAAAAAGACGUUUAAAUGAUAUUGUACUUGAAACUAAAGUUGUUGAAUUAACAAAUGAAAAUGAAGCAUUAAAAGCUAAACUUAAUCUUAUGCUAUCACGUUUAAAUAUGAAAGAAACUGAAAUGGAAAAUUUAUUUGAAGAAGAACAACGUCUUGGUCAUAUAUGUCUUAAGCCAGCUACAUCAGCAUCAACAAUUCUUGCUCAACAUAAUGAUGAUGAUGAUGAACAUUCAUUACAAUUAGCAACAUCAAAAGAUUCAUCAUCAUCUGAAACACAUGAUGAUGAUGAAUCACAUACAUGUAUACAACAUCCAAUACUUUAUAAUCAAUUAAUUGGCAAUACAAAUGAUAGUGCAAUUGAUUUAAGUCGAACAGAAAUUAAAACAGGUAAUCUAUUAACAACAAUACCAAGUAAAAGUCCAUCACCAUUGACACCAUCACCAUCACCACCAAAUGAAUCUUUAUUACAAAUUCUUGCUAAUCAAAUGCUUAAGAGCAAACAACAAUACCAAGACACGUCAACAUCAUCACGUUUAUUAACAAUAGCAUCACCAGUUGAAACAAAACCAACAAUAUCAACAUUAAAAAGAAAUUUUAAUCAAACACAACAAGAUGAUGAACAACAACAUAAAUGGAAUGAAGCAGCAAUGACAUUACUUUCAUUAAAUAAACCACCAGCACGUAUUGAACCACAAAUUACAUUUCAAUCUGUUAUUAAUGAUAUUUUACGUAAACCAAAUCCUCCUAAAGCUACAAUUGAUUAUCAUAGUAAUCAUAAUUCACAACAAAUACAAGGUGAAAACUUUCAUCAGCAUACUUCAUUUAAUCAAUGGAAAACAUUAAUGAAUUAUUUUUCAAUGCCACCAACGCAACAACAGCAACAACAACAAUCAACAAAUUUUAAUACAAAUAUCGCUCAUUCACAACAGCAUGAACCUCGAGGUGAUAUGAUGCCGCUAAAAUUACGUAUGAAAAUGUUGAAUGCAAAAAGUUAA